AUGUAUGUGAAAUGGUUUGAUACAGUAAUGUUUUACUAUGUGAUUUUAGUGUAUUUAGUGAAUGUCACUUUUUCACAUUUUUAAAUUUCCCGCCAUUCCGUCCCCGUACGUCCUGACGUCGCAGGGAACAGAACCCGGAAGACAGAUGCUGGCAUCAGCCGGAGGAUUUUGCCGGGGACACUGCAGAAGGGACAUCGCGGGAGCGCAGGACAAGGUAAGGGAAGAAGAGAUCCCGGAGUAGCGCUGCAAGGUAUUCCCGAGUGUAGCUCGGGGUUACCGCUUGUGCUACACUCGGGAAUACCUCCAGGGAGGUUA
Messenger RNA from Staurois parvus, 315 nucleotides. Lineage: Eukaryota; Metazoa; Chordata; Amphibia; Anura; Ranidae. The record is from the annotation of a GenBank genome assembly.